AUGAGAACUCACACUGGAGAGAGGCCGUAUGAGUGUAAGGAAUGUGGGAAAACCUUUAGUCUUUCCUCAUCUCUCACUAAACAUAUAAGAUCUCACACUGGAGAGAGGCCUUAUGAAUGUAAGGAAUGUGGGAAAGCCUUUUGUGAUUCCUCAGCCCUUACUUUACACGUGAGAAGAAUUCACAGUGGAGAGAGGCCUUAUGAAUGUAAGGAAUGCGAGAAAGCCUUUAGCGAUUCCUCAGCCCUCAUUAGACAUGUAAGAACUCACAGUGGAGAGAGGCCUUACGAAUGUAAGGAAUGUGGGAAAACCUUUAGGCAGCUCUCAGCCCUCACUGAACAUAUAAGAACUCAUAGUGGGGAGAGGCCUUAUGAAUGUAAGCAGUGUGGGAAAGCCUUUAGUUGUUCCUCAGUCCUCACUACACAUAUAAGAACUCACACCGGAGAGAGGCCCUAUGAAUGUAAGCAGUGUGGGAAAGCCUGCCGAGAUUAUUCAUCUCUCGCUAAGCAUGGAAGAACUCACAGUGGAGAAAGGCCUUAUGAAUGUAAGGAAUGUGGGAAAGGCUUUAUUGAUUCCUCAGCCCUCACUAUACAUAUAAGAACUCACAGUGGAGAGAGGCCUUAUGAAUGUAAGGAAUGUGGGAAAGGCUUUAAACAGCUCUCUGCCCUCACUGCACAUGUAAGAACUCACAGUGGAGAGAGGCCCUAUGAAUGUAAGGAAUGUGGGAAAGCCUUUAGGCAGCUCUCGGCCCUCACUACACACAUAAGAACUCACAGUGGAGUGAGGUCUUAG
Molecule: messenger RNA, 789 nt
Organism: Orycteropus afer afer
Lineage: Eukaryota; Metazoa; Chordata; Mammalia; Tubulidentata; Orycteropodidae
Source: RefSeq, a predicted model, not a curated record